AGGCUCUCCACAGAGUCAAGCUUCCCACAAGCCCAUCUUCUUGUUUCAUUGAACUUUCUCUGCUCUUAAUAUCUACUACUACCCACAAAAAGCCAUGUUGAAUUCCACGAUUGAGUUGAUCACUCUAGCCGCUUCUAAUUCUCUCGUAGUCUUCUGUUUCUGCAAUUUGAUCAUAGCCGUUUUACUCGUCGGCGGGUCGAAACCCGGCUCGGAAUUCGGUGAUCAAGACUCGUGUGGAAUUCCCACCCCAACAUUUAAUUUUAGAAGCAGAGGAGAUGAAGUAGAAGGAGGACUAGAAACUACACGUUCAGUACCGGACAAACACAAUGCAUUGUCGACAGGCGUUAGCGAGGCUUGUGACCAUGAGAAAGCUACGGUGGAUGAAGUGAAAGAGAAUGUUGAAGACGGAGACGACGACGAUGAGCUGAGGAGAAGAGUUGAAGAGUUCAUCGAUAAGAUCAAUAAGGGUUGGAAGGCAGAGAGGUUGAGGACAUCUCUGUUAGUCUAAUUUCUAAAGACAGUUUUGCAGUAAGAUUUGAGUACUGAGGGUUACCCCUUGUUUUUCUGAUUUUGAAUGCAGCCUUUGGGAUUUGUUGUUGUAGCAAUGAAGUACGUGGUUGUGUGCAAAUAAAUUUUGAAUUUUUUUUUUUUUAUAAAUUAAGAAUUGGAGGUCAAUUACAAUGAACUAAUAUCUUUAUUCUCUCGGC
Rhododendron vialii is the source of this 707-nucleotide messenger RNA. RefSeq lists its product as uncharacterized. The transcript has a single exon. Bases 95 to 508 code for a protein of 137 amino acids. Lineage: Eukaryota; Viridiplantae; Streptophyta; Magnoliopsida; Ericales; Ericaceae. The record is from RefSeq and is a predicted model, not a curated record.